Messenger RNA from Cynocephalus volans (Philippine flying lemur), 854 nucleotides. Its product is annotated as cytosolic iron-sulfur assembly component 2B. The record is from RefSeq and is a predicted model, not a curated record. The transcript has 5 exons. Gene Ontology annotation, biological process: iron-sulfur cluster assembly. Gene Ontology annotation, cellular component: cytosolic [4Fe-4S] assembly targeting complex. NCBI's taxonomy places the organism in Eukaryota, Metazoa, Chordata, Mammalia, Dermoptera, Cynocephalidae. Bases 20 to 532 code for a protein of 170 amino acids.
GCGGAAGUGCCCGGCGGCUAUGGUUGGCCUGGGGUCGGAAAUGGUGGGCGGCGGCGGGGCUAGUGUUGGCCUCCUGGAGAACGCUAACCCCCUCAUCUACCAGCGCUCUGGGGAGCGUCCCGUGACGGCGGGCGAGGAGGACGAGGAGGUUCCCGACAGCAUCGACGCACGCGAGAUCUUCGAUCUUAUUCGUUCCAUCAACGAUCCAGAGCAUCCACUGACGCUAGAGGAAUUAAACGUAGUAGAGCAAGUCCGGGUGCAGGUGAGCGACCCUGAGAGCACAGUUGCUGUGGCCUUCACGCCCACCAUUCCGCACUGCAGUAUGGCCACCCUCAUUGGCCUGUCCAUCAAGGUCAAGCUUCUGCGCUCCCUUCCCCAGCGUUUCAAGAUGGACGUGCACAUUACACCGGGAACGCAUGCUUCAGAGCAUGCAGUGAACAAGCAGCUUGCGGAUAAGGAGCGGGUGGCAGCUGCCCUGGAGAACACCCACCUGCUGGAGGUUGUGAAUCAGUGCCUGUCAUCACGCUCCUGAGCCUGGCUUUUGACCCCCAGCCUGCACACUGGUGUCCUGAUCCCAGCUCCACAUGGCCUUUUUUUUGUUGAAUCACUGACAAUGAGAAACUAACAUUUUGCAUUUUGUAAUGCAGCCUUAAUUUAUAUUCAUUUCCCAGCAUGACUUAGCAUCUUUCAUCUUGGUGGAGUCACUUGGGGUUUGAGAGGGGGUGGUAGUUGUGAGUGCCUGUGCAGGAUGGAUCUAUGAGGUGCAGUUUAUUUAUUUAUUUAAAAAAUUUCUGUCAGUGUUUUGAUUAGGGAAAGUUGCAAGUAUACCAAAAUAAAAAUUUUUGAAAAGGAAA